Messenger RNA from Anolis sagrei ordinatus, 1012 nucleotides. Lineage: Eukaryota; Metazoa; Chordata; Lepidosauria; Squamata; Anolidae. The record is from RefSeq and is a predicted model, not a curated record.
CUCUCCCCAGGACUCUCCAGGAUACGAAGAGAAGCCUCCAACCCCCAGCGGAGGCGCUCAACCUGUCUGCGGCUCAGCUGUGGACAGAGACCCCCACGGAGGAGAGCAACGCCCGAGCCCCCCAUCCUGACCGCAGGACCAACGGGCCCCCCUCCAAGCACCCAGGGAGGGAUGACAGAGGGAGGCCCAUGGUCCAGUGCCAGCCAGGCUCCAGAUGGCACCCAGGCCCUCCCUGCCACAAAGAAGGAGCUCCACACCACCAGCUGGCAGCCAGAAGCAGACCCCCACCAGCCUUCAAGUGCCCCCCAGGAGGCCUCCAUCAACCAGACAGAGCUCAGCACCCGUUCAGCCACCCAGAUCAAGACAACCCGGUCAGAAACAUCCUCUUCAGCUGCCACAAGAGAGCCAUUGCCAAGAGGAACAAGCAGGUCACCCUUCGAGGGGACAGGAGGCCCAGACCCCAGACCCUCCACCAUCAGUCCUCAAGACCCCUCCCCUGAGGAGCAGACACAGGCCCUGGAGAAGGCACUGGACCAGCUCAGUGAGUCAGUGGCCGAGGGGUCCCUGGGGCCACCCCCGAGGGGAGAAGCCCAACAGCUGAAGGAACUGACCAGCUCCCCCUCUCUGCUGUCGGAAACAGCCCAGGCCUCUGCCAGCCGUGCCCUCCUGUCCCUGAGCACUCAGCUCCUGAGAAGCCGGCAGAAGGCCCCUGGCAGCAUUGGGGGCUCCUAUGAAUCUCUUUCCUUUGACCGUCCUGUGGGCAACGCCUGGCAAGACCUCUUUCAGACCCUGGGCAACCUCCUCCAGGCCAUGGAUCAGUCCAGCGGGGGACACAAAGAGGGGGAGGUGGUCCUGGAAGAGACACUGGCCUCCCUGCCCCUCAUCCAGAGUGGGCUCCUGAUUGGCCACCCUCCAAAAGGGACAACAAUGGUGGCCUCCCCAGCACUCAGCACUAGCCUCAGCAGGUGCCUCUUGGGGGGGAGGGGUCCGGGGAGGGGGACGCAAUGACACC